CAAGCACCCCGAGACCCCGCCCAAGAUGGCCAAGAAAGCGAAGUCCCGUACCGUUGCCGUCCGGCUGAUCUCCAUGGCCAUGACGGGUUACUACCGCACGAUGAUCCGGCCCCGUGUACACCGUCCUCUCAGCAUGAUGAAGUACGACCCUGUCGUUAAGAAGCAGGUGCUUUUCCUUGAGGCGACCAAGGGUGGAAAGAACAAAUAAGCUAUUCGAUUCUGGAUCUGAGUCUGCUCGGUUUUGUUUCAAUUCGAUUGUUGUGCGCCUUGAGAGAUAUCCGCCUUUCAACCGCGAUGACGACUUUGACUUCGAUCUCUUUUUUUCCUCCUCCUAUUCGAACUUCGCCUAUUGCGUUUCUUGCAAUCGCUAUCCCGAUACGCCGUUGAACGAUAUCUCAGACUUUGUGCGGAUCUAGGGGAAUGCGAUAGGGAUGUCAGGGGAACGACCCCUGUGUGUACAUUAUUUUACUGGAGACAAGCGGGAAAUUGUGAUUUCCCCGGUUUCUCGGAUCUUCUGCGGUAAACCUCCUUUUGUUGGAGCAUUGUGUUUGGCGUUAAGAGCAAUACAGCUUUGGGUAUCUCAAUAAAACUAAAAUAAAUAUCCCACAACA
This is a messenger RNA of Penicillium samsonianum, 611 nucleotides long. Its product is annotated as mitochondrial 54S ribosomal protein bL33m. Lineage: Eukaryota; Fungi; Ascomycota; Eurotiomycetes; Eurotiales; Aspergillaceae. The transcript is spliced from 2 exons. Gene Ontology annotation, biological process: translation. Bases 26 to 208 code for a protein of 60 amino acids. Gene Ontology annotation, cellular component: ribosome; mitochondrion. Gene Ontology annotation, molecular function: structural constituent of ribosome. The record is from RefSeq and is a predicted model, not a curated record.